AUGGCGCGCAGCAGGUUCGUCAGCCUGCAGACGCUCAUCGAACAGGGGAUCCUGGCGCCGGGGCCCGCGAAGCUGAGCUGCUCGGUGGCGGGGAAGGGCUACGAGGCCGAUUUGGGAGACAACGGCGACAUCCUUUUCGAGGGCUGCACCUUCACCAGCCCCAGCGCGUUCUCGCUCUAUGUAAAGCGGAAGGCGAACCCCGUGAAGAGGUCCGAUGACGGGUGGUCCAGCGUGGCGUACGAGGGCACGCUCCUGUGCGCGUUCCGCCAGGAGUACGCCAAGAGGGACGGGGCGGAGGAGCUGGAGAAGAGGAAGAACAAGAGGACGAAGAGGAACGGUGUGAGGAAGCGGUCUGCCACAGCGGCAGAUGCAAGCUGGAUGUUCACUACGACAGCAACACACUCUUCAGUGUCAUACUCGAACGACCUGGAGCUGUGCUCACCAUCGUCACCUGUUCUGUCUCAACCGUCACGGAACCCAGUGGACAGGAGCAGUGACAACACAGCAGGGGGCCGGCUUGGCGUCCGUGGCCUGCUUCCAUUUGCCACUCUGAAUCUGCCCCCGGUGGAGCCUACGCACAGGUGGCUGGAGUGCCAGUCUUGUGGCAAAUGGCGCCGGAUGCCCUUGCAUGACUUGAAAUCGGAGGACGAAUCACAAUUUGUCUGUGAGAAGAACAGCGACCUCCGGUUCCAAUCGUGCCUUGCAGCCCAAGAGUUCCCAGACGCUGUCAUUGCUCAGCUCCUGUACCAUGAAGCCGUCCAGGAUUUCAUGUCCAACACAUCGAGGCCAUCCUUGUCGGAGUGCCAAGGCCCGGAGUUCUAUGAAGACCUUGCAGACUUCCUGCAGCACGUCCUCCGGCAAGACGAGAGGGCCCAGCACGUCCGAGAAAGGGCAAUCCCCAUGGACCUGUUCUCAUUGUACAAGGCUGUCGUCGAAUGCGGUGGCAUGGCUAGCCACCAGGCAAAGGACCGCCAUGGGUGGAUUUUGCUUCGACAACUCGCCAAGGGCGGGCCCCUGCAGCUCUCAGUGCCAACGACCUGUACAGCCAGGGUGUACCACCAAUACCUGGUGGGAUACGAACGGGCAUGGGCAACGAGAGACUGUCGGUUUGAAUCUGCAUCACCGCCGAUGGUGCUGGAGGGGGAUGUGUGA
Ostreobium quekettii is the source of this 1152-nucleotide messenger RNA. The record is from the annotation of a GenBank genome assembly. Lineage: Eukaryota; Viridiplantae; Chlorophyta; Ulvophyceae; Bryopsidales; Ostreobiaceae.